ACCGCCCACAGUGCUUCCCGGCCAGGCCACAGCGCCAGUGAGCCGGCUUCCGCACGAUGGGUCGGCUGGUGCUUCUGACUUUGCUGGGUAUAGCUCUGGCGCUCCUGGGCGAAAGGUUCUUGGCGCUCAGAAGUCGACUUAAAACCUCCAGAGAAGUAGAAUCCAUAGACCUUCCAAACUGCCAUCUGAUUAAAGGAAUUGAAGCUGGCUCUGAAGAUAUUGACAUACUUCCCAAUGGUCUGGCUUUCUUUAGUGUGGGUCUGAAAUAUCCAGGACUCCACAGCUUCGCUCCAGAUAAGCCUGGAGGGAUACUGAUGAUGGAUCUAAAAGAAGAAAAUCCGAGAGCACUGGAAUUGAGAAUUAGUCGUGGGUUUAAUUUGGCUUCAUUUAAUCCGCAUGGUAUCAGCACUUUUAUAGACAGUGAUGACACGGUUUAUCUCUUUGUUGUAAACCAUCCAGAAUUCAAGAACACAGUGGAAAUUUUUAAAUUUGAAGAAGAAGAAAAUUCUCUUUUGCAUCUAAAAACAAUCAGGCAUGAACUUCUUCCAAGUGUGAAUGAUAUUAUAGCUGUUGGACCAUCACAUUUCUAUGCCACCAAUGACCACUAUUUCUCUGAUACAUUCUUGAAAUAUCUGGAAACAUUUUUGAACUUACACUGGGCAAAUGUUGUUUACUACAGUCCAAAUGAAGUGAAAGUGGUAGCAGAAGGAUUUGAUAAAGCAAAUGGAAUCAAUAUUUCACCUGACAAAAAGUACAUAUAUGUCGCUGAUAUACUCGCUCAUGAAAUUCAGAUUUUCGAAAAGCACCCUAAUAUGAAUUUAACUCAAUUGAAGGUACUCAAGUUGGAUACACUGGUGAAUAAUUUAUCUAUUGAUCCUUCUUCUGGGGAUAUCUUAGUAGGCUGUCAUCCUAAUGGCCAGAAGGUCUUCGUUUAUGACCCGAACAAUCCUCCUUCAUCAGAGGUUCUUCGUAUCCAGAAUAUUCUAUCUGAGAAACCUACAGUGACAACAGUUUAUAUUAACAAUGGAUCUGUUCUCCAGGGAAGUUCUGUGGCUUCAGUAUUUAAUAAGAAAUUGCUCAUAGGCACUUUAUACCAUAGAGCCCUCUAUUGUGAACUCUAACUUGUAUUUUUGGAGUGCAAGUGUGCUAACUAAUCUUAACAAAUAAUAUUCUAUGAUUUUUUUUUAAUUCUAAGGAUGUAACAAGCAAAGCUGACUUAGUAAUGUAUGCCAUGAAUAGUUGAUUUUGAGCAAAGAACGGUCCUUUUAGGUCUUACAGCACCUCUAACACAAACAGGAAAUUUUAGGUUUUUAAAAAAAUGCUAAGUAGGGAGUCGGGCGGUGGCACAGCGGGUUAAGCGCAAAUGGCACAAAGCGCAAGGACCGGCAUAAGGAUCCGGGUUCGAGCCCCUGGCUCCCCUCCUGCAGGGGAGUCACUUCACAAGCGGUGAAGCAAGUCUGCAGGUGUCUAUUUUUCUCUCCCCCUCUCUGUCUUCCCCUCUUCUCUCUAUUUCUGUCUCUCCUGUCCAACACCAAUGACAUCAAUAACCACAACAAUAUUAAACAACAAGGGCAACAAAAGGGAAAAUAAAUAAAUUAAUUAAUUAAUUAAAUAAAAAUAAAUAAAAUAAAAAAAUGCUAAGUAGUGGGGAAAAGAAAGCUGUUUCCGUAAAGUGAGUAUACUUUGCACAAAAUAAACUUCACUUCUGCUUUUCACCUGACAGAGUGUGAAUGCCACUGAAAGAGGGUGGGUUGUGUUUCCUUAAAAUGUGAGUAACCUCAGUUUCAGUGAUGGAACCACUGUGAUGACUGUUCAGAUCUACUGAUAAAUAUGUUUUGAUGUGUUAUACCUGGACAUCUGUUUACUAUUAAAAGUUGGAGUUAUAUUAAAGAGUAACUAAAAUCCA
Messenger RNA from Erinaceus europaeus (western European hedgehog), 1906 nucleotides. RefSeq names its product paraoxonase 2 (gene PON2). The transcript is spliced from 9 exons. Gene Ontology annotation, cellular component: extracellular region. The coding region runs from base 57 to 1121 and encodes 354 amino acids. Gene Ontology annotation, molecular function: arylesterase activity. The record is from RefSeq and is a predicted model, not a curated record. NCBI's taxonomy places the organism in Eukaryota, Metazoa, Chordata, Mammalia, Eulipotyphla, Erinaceidae.